AGAUUUUUAGCCUCACCGAGUAACCAAAUGUAUUUAAUUCUCAUUUUACGCGAUAGGCACCUUUGAUCUUGAUACCCGAAAAUGGCCACUUGACUUAAAAGAUUGAGCAAAAUCAAAUCUUUUAUCCCACUCUAUUUUAAUCUAUUCAUUUUGUCGUCCAUUCAACAUGAACCUACGAUACAAGCUGAUUCUGGUCGGGGUUUCUAUUUUGAUUAUCUGGAGACUGCUUAGCCUAGCACCUCGCCAACCAGCGAUGGAUCUUACAAUUUUAGAACGAGAGGUUGGAUCUAAAAUCGACACUAGUUCUUCGACGUCUUCCUCCAAAGAAAAAGUUGCCGUUGCUGUGUUCUACGAAACUUUGUGUCCAGACUCAAGAGGUUUUUUCAUCAACCAGCUGCUUCCAACUUUGGAAAGAGCCCCUGAUAUUUUCAAAAUCAUUUUGGUACCAUAUGGGAAGGCUUCGACUGUAUCUCAUGGGGAUUCAGUCGAAUUCACUUGCCAGCAUGGUCCAUUGGAAUGCGAAGGCAAUAAGGUCCAUGCUUGCGCUACAAAACACGUCCGGGACCAGCUCACCCUGGUGCGAUAUGCCACCUGUAUGAUUAGUGACAAUUUAGACCCUGAAGAUGCUGGCAAAAAGUGUGCGAGGUCAUUAAAUAUUGACUGGGAUCCGAUUGUCGCUUGCUCGAGAGGGAGCGAAGGAAAACUAUUGCUCGCCAAAAUGGGCGAAGCAACUCAUUCUUUAAAUCCACCUGUCACCUUCAUUCCCACGAUUGCUGUAAAUGAGCGUUUGAGCAAUCAAGCUUCACUACUUAAGAGAUUGUUUGAAGAGUUGUGCACUAGGUUCCAGGUUGUUCCUGAGUCCUGCAAGGGAAUAUCAACAGUGGCGUUCCAUCCCCUCUGAGUCGGGAACAUGUUUCAUAUAUUAUGAGACUUUAUGAGUGUUAGAUAUUUGAGCUUUGGUUAAAUCUUUUAGCAGGCUGUGAAGAGAGCCAUUGCUUGACGUUUUGUUGUUUAUUUAUUGGACAGAUAACUUAAUCAAAUGUUAUAUUUGUUGCCCAUUUCUGCUUGUAAUCAAAAUGACCAUUGCAUUCCAAGUGUAUUGCCAACUGUAUCUUUGUUAUAUAAUUUUCAUCAAUUGAUGAUUGUUACUACCAAUUUUUAUGAUGGAUUGUACUAUAUUUAUCUACAACAUACUUAUAUGUGUCAAAUUUUAUAUACAACUGUAGAAAAAUGAUGAGGUAUCUUAAAAUUGAAUGUAAGACAAAUUAUUGGGAACUUGCACUGUCUGAAACAUAAACUUUGUACCCAUUUUCUAUUUUUAUAAAAAUUUAAUUAGCAUUAAUAUUUUCACGGUCAAUUUUUUUGCAUGGUUAAUUUGUUUUUAAUUUUUGUUAGCGAAGGAUGUUUAGAUAGUUUCAAAGAUAAUUCUUUCCUUAAAUUUGUUCAUUACUGCCUUUUUCCAUACAAAUAAACCAAAAUAUUGAAACUGA
This is a messenger RNA of Cloeon dipterum, 1490 nucleotides long. RefSeq names its product GILT-like protein 1. NCBI's taxonomy places the organism in Eukaryota, Metazoa, Arthropoda, Insecta, Ephemeroptera, Baetidae. Bases 167 to 901 code for a protein of 244 amino acids. Gene Ontology annotation, molecular function: oxidoreductase activity, acting on a sulfur group of donors, disulfide as acceptor. The transcript has 6 exons. The record is from RefSeq and is a predicted model, not a curated record.